Messenger RNA from Olea europaea var. sylvestris, 2286 nucleotides. RefSeq names its product ABC transporter G family member 5. Lineage: Eukaryota; Viridiplantae; Streptophyta; Magnoliopsida; Lamiales; Oleaceae. The transcript has a single exon. The coding region runs from base 170 to 2029 and encodes 619 amino acids. The record is from RefSeq and is a predicted model, not a curated record. Gene Ontology annotation, molecular function: ATP binding; ATP hydrolysis activity; ABC-type transporter activity. Gene Ontology annotation, cellular component: membrane.
ACAAAUUCAAGGAGUCAAAUGUCAUUAUUUGAUCAAUUCCAUCCAGUAAUUUUCCAGAGGCCUUGAAUCUUUUGAAUUAAUAAAAUAGAAAGAGUAGUUUAAUUUUGAGCAGUACAUGUUGCGCUAGUAGCUUAAGAGGCAAUAGCAGAGGGUUCUUUUAGUUUCUUCAAUGAAGAAAAAAGGUUGUGAAAUUGAAGCAAUAGGGAUAAAUUACACGAUCCAUGCACACAAAAAAGAGAUUUUUAGCACAAGAAAACAGCAAGAAAACGUACCUAAAGUUGUGCUCAAAGAUGUUAAUCUAAGAGCCAAACCAUGGGAAAUUCUUGCCAUUGUUGGUCCAAGUGGUGCUGGAAAGUCCUCAUUGCUCGAAAUCCUUGCCGGAAAAGUUACACCGCAAUCUGCAUACAUUCAUGUCAAUCAGAAGCCACUUGAUAAAGCCCGGUUCAAGAAGAUUUCUGGAUAUGUUACUCAGAAGGAUACACUAUUUCCACUCCUUACUGUUGAAGAAACCUUGACAUUUAGCGCAAAACUGCGGUUAAGGCUCCCGGGGGAGGAAUUAAGAUCAAGGGUGAAAUCGUUGAUUCAGGAACUGGGCUUGAGUCGUGUAGCUGGAGCGCGAGUAGGGGACAACAAGGUCCGGGGGAUUUCCGGAGGAGAGAGACGGCGCGUGUCCAUUGGUGUGGAGGUGAUACAUGAGCCUAAAGUGCUGAUUCUUGACGAACCAACUUCUGGACUUGAUAGCAUUUCAGCUCUUCAGAUCAUCGACAUGCUUAAGGCCAUGGCCGAAACCUGGGGCCUGACAAUAAUUCUUAGCAUCCACCAGCCAGGAUUCAGAAUUGUGAAACUGUUCAAUUCGAUUCUCUUGUUGGCUAAUGGCUCUGUUCUGCACCAGGGCUCGGUGGAUCUACUGUCUGUCAACUUGGGGCUGAUGGGGUUAGUCCUUCCUACACAUGUAAACGUUGUCGAAUUCGCCAUAGAAUCCAUUGAAGCGAUUAAACAAACAGAUAAUGUGCAGAAUCAAACACGGUCCCGAUUGCCAUCAAUUCCACCAAACAAGACAAUUGAAGGUGAAAGCAGAACUGGGAGAUGUACUCUGCAACAGCUCUUUCAACAAUCCAAGGUUAUGGACGAAGAAUCCGUUGAUGCUGAAAUCGAUUUUCGAACUGGUUUCACCAAUUCCAGAUUGUGUGAAACGAUAAUUCUGAUGCAAAGAUUCUGGAAAAACAUUUACAGAAGCAAAGAACUGUUUGCGUGCAGGACAAUUCAAAUGCUGGUAUCUGGGAUUAUUCUGGGCUCAAUAUUUUACAAUCUAAAAGACAAUUUAGUUGGUGCAGAAGAAAGAGUGGGCCUGUUUGCAUUCAUUUUGACAUUUUUGCUCUCCAGCACCACAGAAGCCCUGCCAAUUUUCUUGCAAGAGAGAGAAAUACUUAUGAAAGAAACCUCCCACGGCAGCUACAGAGUAUCGUCAUACGCCAUUGCUAAUGGUCUUGUGUACUUGCCAUUUCUGCUUAUUCUCGCAAUAUUAUUCUCAGUACCGGUAUAUUGGCUAGUGGGAUUAAAUCACAGUUUCACAGCUUUCACCCAUUUCUUGCUGCUAAUUUGGUUGAUUCUCUACACAGCAAAUUCAGUAGUAGUAUGCUUCAGUGCAUUGGUGCCAAAUUUCAUUGUGGGGAAUUCAGUAAUAUCAGCAGUCAUGGGAUCAUUCUUUCUGUUUUCUGGGUACUUCGUAUCGAAACAUGGAAUCCCAAAUUACUGGAUUUUUAUGCAUUAUAUUUCCUUGUUCAAGUAUCCAUUUGAAGGGUUGUUGAUAAAUGAGUUCUCGGAUUCGAAAAAGUGUUUGGAUUACAUGUUUGGAACUUGUGUAGUGAGCGGUGAAGAUGUGCUCAAAGAAGAAGGCUAUGGGGAUGAGAAAAGUUGGUGGAGGAAUUAUGUGAUAAUGGCUUGCUUCAUUUUGGUUUACAGGUUUGUUUCUUAUCUCAUUCUCAGGUGUAGAUGCUCGCAUAGAGGAAUCAAAGGGAUCCUCAUUUGAACGCCAACGAUAACGCUCCGGUAUAUUGAGUCGCACAUCGCCAAGUUCGGUUUAACAAUGCUUCUCACGAAUUGGUUUUAAGUGAGUUCUAUUCAUUCCUUUCCCCUUUUUUCUUGGGCAAUUCAGAAUAGUGUGUUAAUGGAAUUGCCUAAUUGUUCUUGUUAUUGGAUCAGGGUUACAUAAAACGUAUGGAUGAAAGUCAAAUUAUUAUUGAGUAAAAGAAUUUUAUGUGAAAGAAAUUCUUUUUGUUCAAACUA